AACAGCCCACCUUGUGUCGCGACCAGCCCAACCCAGUUGCGCGCGUCAAACUCAUCAGGGCCCGAUCAAAAGGUUGGGACUUUUUUCUCUAUUACCUAGAACCUUGGACCUUCCGCAUUCAGAUUGUUAUUGUUAUUACUUAUCGCUACCUAUCUUCUGCGUUUAGUUUGUUAUCAGAUCGUUCAGUGCACACCCUUCUCAGUCGUCAUGGCACCUCACGGGAAUAACCUCUCCAAGGAUGAGAUUGCUCAGUUCAAGGAGGUGUUUGAGAUUUUUGACAAAGACGGCACAGGCGACAUUACCGCUGCCGAGCUGGGCGCCGUCAUGCGUGAACUCGGCCUCAACCCCUCCCCGGAGGAGCUCCAAGACAUUGUCAACGAGGCGGACCUCAACAAGGACGGCGUGAUCUCGUUUGAGGAGUUCCUGUCACUCAUGUCGAUGGGCGUCAAGGAGACGGACACGGAGCAGGAGCUGGUCAACGCCUUCAAGGUGUUUGACAAGGACGGGAGCGGGACCAUCAGCAGCGACGAGUUGAGGAAUGUGCUCAAGUCCCUGGGCGAGAACCUCACGGACGCGGAGCUGGACGAGAUGAUCAAGCUGGCGGAUAAGGAUGGGGAUGGGCAUAUUGAUUAUCAGGAGUUUGCGCAUAUUAUGAAAUAGGGGGGCUAAAAUGGGAGGGAGGAAAGGGG
Podospora pseudocomata is the source of this 689-nucleotide messenger RNA. RefSeq lists its product as uncharacterized. The transcript has 3 exons. The record is from RefSeq and is a predicted model, not a curated record. Gene Ontology annotation, cellular component: myosin II complex. Bases 208 to 660 code for a protein of 150 amino acids. Lineage: Eukaryota; Fungi; Ascomycota; Sordariomycetes; Sordariales; Podosporaceae. Gene Ontology annotation, molecular function: calcium ion binding.